Messenger RNA from Ostertagia ostertagi, 471 nucleotides. The record is from the annotation of a GenBank genome assembly. NCBI's taxonomy places the organism in Eukaryota, Metazoa, Nematoda, Chromadorea, Rhabditida, Trichostrongylidae.
AUGCCAGUCUUUUAUAGGGUCGAAGACAUUGUCGAUAAAGCCAGAUCUCGAAAACCACCGAGGCGCAAAAAUGAACCACAAGCGACUCACGUGAAGCGUGACAUGAGCCGCUGGCAUUAUCCAACUGGUUAUCCUCGUCCGCAUUUCGAUACCUCUGUAGAAUACUCCUUGGAUAAGAGGAAAAGAUGGGAAGAGAUCCGCGAAAUUCAAGAAGACCUUGAAAGGAAUACUACUCAAGCCGUCGUCAACCUUUGGACACCUUUCAGAGGCUCCAUCUGGUGGUAUAUGUUCAGUGGGGCUGUUGACUUGGCCAAACUCAGUCGGCGGAUCCUUUGCGAAGCAGCCGUGAAAGGAAAGUCGAAGAAUAUGACUCUGGUAUCACAAGUCAGCUCACCAGAGCUUGAGGAGCCUAUUUUCAAAUUCAGCAUCGUUCGCUGCUACAGCGACUCCACCUACCAUUCACAAUGUUGA